Molecule: messenger RNA, 1212 nt
Organism: Brassica oleracea var. oleracea
Lineage: Eukaryota; Viridiplantae; Streptophyta; Magnoliopsida; Brassicales; Brassicaceae
Exons: 3
Coding region: 1-1212 (403 amino acids)
Molecular function (GO): RNA-DNA hybrid ribonuclease activity; nucleic acid binding
Source: RefSeq, a predicted model, not a curated record
AUGGGUCGUUUCAACCAAGCCUUGCUUGGCAAGCAAGCCUGGAGGAUAUGGAGUCGACCUGAGUCCCUGGUGGCAAGGGUUCUACAGGGAAGGUAUUUCGCUAGAAGCUCUUUCCUUGACUGCGGUACGGGUACGAGACCUUCUUUUGCUUGGCGCAACAUCAUUCAUGGUUGGGAAUUAUUGAAGAAAGAUCUGUCUAAAGAGGACUCUAUCAGAUGGAGCUUCACAAAGGAUGGUACUUAUAGCACCCGCAGUGGUUAUCAGUUCACAGAUGCCUUGCUGGAAUUCCAGAGUCAGCAUAAUCAAGCUCUGCCACCGAUUGAGAAAAAACUAUGGAGUAACAUAUGGAAAAUCAAAGCUCCUCCCAAGAUCAAGCAUUUCAUAUGGAGGUCUUUAGCCGGUGCUCUAGCAGUUAAAGAAAGGCUUCAAACCCGAGGAAUCCCAAUUGAUGCUACGUGCCUCGGCUGUGGUGCUGCUAGCGAGUCCAUAUGUCAUGUACUGUUCCACUGUGACAAAUCUCGCCAAACUUGGGAAUUGUCAAAUGUCCCUCUCCCUCCUGCAGGAUUUUCAAGGAACUCAGUAUUUCUGAAUAUGCUUCACCUCAUCUCUGUCAUGAACAACAACAGACUAGAGCAGAAGAUCCUACCACCAAGGCAAAUAGUUACUUUGGCCUUUGAUGAAGCAGAGAUUUGGAUCGCAGCUAACUCUCUUCAGGCUGAAACAGAACAGGUUUCAAGUGCCAAAGCUUGGAGUAAACCGCCAGUGGGUGCUUUCAAAUGCAACUUGGGGACCUCCUGGAUUAAUGCGCAAAGCAAAUGUGGUGUGUCGUGGAUCCUCAGAGACUCACAAGGCAAUAUUAUCUCACAUAGCAGGAGAUCGUACUCCGCAGUAAGGUCCAAACAUGAAGCUAGUUUAAGAGCAUUAUUUUGGGCCGUUGAGAGCAUGAAAAACAUGAGGCAGAAUAACAUUAUCUUUGAAGUUUUGUUAUUUCCAAGACCUUCUCCAAACCUCAACUGGAUCGUUGCCCAGAUAAACGCCCUGCUGGAACAUAUUGAGUUCUGGAGACUGGACCAUGUUGUGGAGGAACGCAAUGAGGCUGCUAACCUGAUUGCAAAGUCGGUUACAACAAGGCGCAAGUACCACUCUUACAUUGCAUCCCAAGACCCGGCUUGGCUCCAAUCCUUGCUCAUACUUGAAGGUCAAAGCCAAUAA